Molecule: messenger RNA, 2769 nt
Organism: Aquila chrysaetos chrysaetos
Lineage: Eukaryota; Metazoa; Chordata; Aves; Accipitriformes; Accipitridae
Gene: RAB37
Product: RAB37, member RAS oncogene family
Exons: 10
Coding region: 567-1316 (249 amino acids)
Cellular component (GO): endosome; Golgi apparatus
Molecular function (GO): GTP binding; GTPase activity
Source: RefSeq, a predicted model, not a curated record
CACUGCGGACUGAGAUGGGGGGGGGGCCUGGAGAGGAACCAGCGGUUGUGUGGAAGUUGCCACGGGCCCUGCCGGCGUGGAGGGGAGCUCCCACGGCCUCCCCGCCCCCGGGCGGGACCGGCCUCCCCCCACCGCCUCCUCCGGGCGGGGGAACCCUGCGAGCGGGGCGGGCACGGCGGCGGCGGCGGCAGCGGCGGCGGCGAGGAGCCGGGCACAGCUCCGCUGUCCUGCGGGGGCCCGGAUCGAGCCGAACCGAGCCGUGCUGAACCGGGCCGCGCCCAUCAAAACCCAACCGGACCAAACCCAGCCGUGCCGUGCUGAACCGGGCCGGGCCGAACCGCGGCCCCUGCGGAGCCAGACCGGAACUAACGGGACCGGAGCGGGCCGGGCCAGGGUGGGGGGGCGGCCGCUGUCCGUGGUGCUGAAGGCGGCGCGGCCGCUGUCCGUGGUGCUGAAGGCGGUGCGGCCGCUGUCCGUGGUGCUGCAGGAGCGGCCCGGCCCGGCCCGGCCCGACCCGGCUUCCCCCCCCAGCGCCGGCGGCCGGAGCCGGCCCAUGCACCUCGGCCAUGGAGACCCGCGCCGCCGGCUCGGGGGGGGCUGGCUACAACGAGGCCCUGCUUCACAAGACAAUCCUGGUCGGAGACAGCGGCGUGGGGAAGACAUCUCUGCUGGUCCAGUUUGACCAGGGCAAGUUCAUUCCUGGCUCCUUCUCCGCUACCGUGGGCAUUGGGUUUACGGUGAUGUUACUUGGAGACUCGGGCGUGGGGAAAACCUGCUUCCUGCUCCAGUUCAAAGACGGGGCCUUUCUCUCCGGGACGUUCAUAGCCACCGUGGGCAUAGAUUUCCGGAACAAAGUGGUGGCCGUGGACGGCGUGAAGGUGAAGUUGCAGAUCUGGGACACGGCAGGACAGGAGCGUUUCCGCAGCGUCACCCAUGCCUACUACAGGGAUGCCCAAGCCCUGCUCCUGCUCUACGAUAUCACCAGCAAGAUGUCCUUCGACAACAUCCGCGCCUGGCUGACGGAGAUCCACGAGUAUGCCCAGAAAGACGUGGUCAUCAUGCUGCUGGGCAAUAAGGCUGACGUGAGCAGCGAGAGGGCUGUGAGGACGGAAGAUGGAGCAUCGCUGGCCAGGGAGUACGGGGUGCCUUUCAUGGAGACGAGCGCCAAGACGGGCAUGAAUGUGGAGCUAGCCUUCCUGGCCAUUGCCAAGGAGCUGAAGCAGCGCGCGGUGCAGCCGCCGGAGGAGCCCCGCUUCCAGAUCCAUGACUACAUCGAGUCACAGAAGAAGAAAUCAAGCUGCUGUGCCUUCGCCUGAGAGUGGCCGGGAGGAGCUGGCAGUCCCGGGGGUGCAGGCAGGCAGGAGGCAGAACAGGGGCCCAAUCCUGCCCUCGAGUGCCCAAGGGAACCAGGCUCUGACAAGCCAAGCGUGGACGGGACGAUUCGGCAGAGCGAAGCGUGCACGGGGAGAGCCAUUGCCCUGGCGCCAGGAUCCAGGGGCCAGAUCCUGCUGCCCUGUGGGGCAAUGCCUGGAGCUUACUGUGUGCUACUGGGGGAAUAACCGCCGUGUGAUGACUGACAGCCUGGCCAGCGAGCCAUUGUGGUGCCUCCAUCACCUGAGCAGGAUACGGCCCCGCAGCUAGCUGAGGGCUCCUGGGAGCGGCUGGAGGGGCUGCGUGUGUGCCAUGGAUGAGCCUUCGCACAGCCGCCGGUCCUCUCCUCCCCUGCAGCCAUCCCCGCUCUCGUCCAGCUGAAAGGGCCUGAUCCAGCCCCCGCGUCCCCAGUGCUGCCAGGGUCUGGCUUCCCUCCAGGGAGCCUCAGCUCUGCCCCCCAGGCUGCCCCACGGCUGAGUCCAGCCGGUGCCCACACUCACCGUGACUCCUCGCUGCUGCAGUUGCUAAUGUCAGCUUUUAUCCUCCUGCCGCCACCAGGGCAGCGAUGUCCCUGUUGUGUCCUGGUUCUGCUGGAGGGAAGGGCCGGGAUGGGGAAGCGUCCAGCCAAGCCUGCUCCCUGCCUGCGCAGCUGACGUGAGAAAUAAAACUCCCCUUGGAGCACCCGAGCGAUGCUUGGGGCAGUUGUAGUAUACACGGCGAUUUGGAAAAAACUUUAUUUCCCUCCUCUUGUAGCCACAGGAAUUAGACACUUUUUUUUUUUUUUUUUAACAAGAAAAGCCUUUUUGUUUUGAAUCCCUCCAGACAAAACCAUCUCCGGCCUCACGCAGGCUGGAGCUGGUGGGGUGGAGGUGCCCGCGGUGGCCUGGGGCUGCUGUGCCUGCCGGCUCCCAGGGUGGGCUGGGUUUCUGUCCCAUCGCUGCACAUGUCAUACAACUGUUUCUUCCUGCCACUGGCAAAUAGCAGCUGAAACCCACUCUCUGGAGAGCAGAUGCCUGAGAUGCUUCAGCCAGCAAAUGCUGCUACACGGGGCACAAGGUACAAGGCUUGGGUCCAGAGUUGCUGCACAUCCCCGGUCCUCAGCCUGGCCCUGCCGACCCCUCCAGCACGCUGCCGGCUCCCCUGACCGCUACCUAGGGUGGUGAGAUGGUGAAUAUUUGGUUAUAUAGCUGAAGAGUCGAUGCGAAGGGCAGCUGCGGAGGGCAUGGCACUUUUGCACGUCGGAGUCGGGGACUGUCCGGCACAUCCGUCCCCGCCAGCAUCUUCCCUGGCCCUGCGCCCCAGCUGCUCGUCUCUCACCUGCCCCCGUCCCUCCUUCGCCUCUGCUCUGCUCCCGGGUCUUUCUUUGCAAGUUUACAGAUUAAAGCUGGGUAUUUUCAA